GCACAGUCAGUUCUUGUGAAAAAAAUAGCUCUUUUCCUCCAACCACAACACCACCCUUCACCCAAAAAACAUAAAAAGAGAACUAAUUUCUAUCGUAUUCUAUCUUAUACUAUAUGAUUUGCGAGAACUGAUAUUUUCUUGAAUCUUUUUGGAGGAAAAGAAGCAGAAGAAAAUCUUCAGGUCUCUUAAGUCUAUUCUGAUAAGUAAUAAGUAGGUGUUUAUAGCAAUAUAUAUAUAUAUAUAGUCGAAAUCAUGAAAGUGAGGAAUGAGAAAUUGAUGAAUGAUUUCUGGCUAAGGCCAGGUUUCCAAAAGAAUUCAGUGGUGGGAGCCAAAUGGAAAUAUCUGAAAAAGAAAGCUAUAUCAUUGCUGCUUUUCUUCUUUCUACUUGCAGUUUCUAUCUCGUCCUUGGCUGGAUGGUUUGAUCUUGCAAAAUAUACUGGUCAUUCCUAUCAAAAAGCAGAAGGCCCAAUAAUUCAACCCCAAAUUCUUGAAUUCCCUUUGGAUUGUGGUGCAUGGAAUCAGUCCAAUACAUGUCCAAGAAACUAUCCUAAAUCCUAUAAACCCUUAAACCCUAAUAGCUCAACGUGUCCUGAGUAUUUUAGAUGGAUUUACGAAGAUUUAAAGCCUUGGAAAGAGACAGGAAUUACUAGGGAAAUGGUGGAGAAAGCCAAAAGGCAUGCACAUUUCAGAUUAAUUAUAUUGGAUGGAAAUAUUUAUGUUGAGAAAUACAAUACAAAGAGAUUUAUUCAGACUAGACAUUUGUACACAAUGUAUGGGAUUAUACAACUCCUAAGGUGGUAUCCUGGAAAAUUGCCUAAUUUGGAGAUCAUGUUUGACACCGAUGACCGGCCGGUUAUCCGAUCAAAGGACUACCGGCAACCUAACUCCGGUCCUCCGCCGUUGUUUCGCUACUGUUCAGAUUGGCAUAGUUUGGAUAUUGUCUUCCCAGAUUGGUCAUUUUGGGGCUGGGCAGAGACAAAUAUAAAGCCAUGGAGAAGUGUGAUUAAGGACAUAAAACAAGGUAACGAAAUAACCAAAUGGAAGGAUAGAGUACCCUUUGCUUAUUGGAAGGGAAAUCCCCAUGUUUCUCCCAUCAGAAAAGAUCUAAUCAAGUGUAAUGUUACUGACAAACAGAAUUUUAAUACUCUCUUAUACGUCCAGGACUGGAAUGAUCAAUCCAAAAAGGGGUUCAAGGAAUCAAAUAUAGGAAAUCAGUGCACCCAUAGAUAUAAAAUAUAUGUAGAAGGAUGGGCAUGGUCAGUGAGUGAAAAAUACAUUUUGGCCUGCGAUUCACCAACAUUGUACAUAAAACCUCGUUACCAUGAUUUCUUCAUGAGAGGGAUGAUUCCUCAGCAACAUUAUUGGCCUAUUAGAGAUAAUGAUAAAUGUAGGUCCCUCAAGUUUGCUGUUCAAUGGGGUAAUAAUAACAUUGACAAGGCAGAGGCGAUAGGGAAGGCAGGAAGUAAUUUUAUUCACGAAGAUAUGAAGAUGGAAUAUGUGUUUGAUUACAUGUUCCAUUUACUGAAUGAAUAUGCAAAGCUGCUCAAGUUUGAACCAGAAAUUCCAGCAGAAGCAGUUGAAAUAUGUUCAGAAUCAUUGGCAUGCACUUCAGAAGGUAUUUGGAAAAAGUUCAUGGAAGAAGGCUUAGAGAAAUCUCCUAGUUAUACAAAUCCAUGCACUCUUCCUCCACCUUAUGAACCUCAAGAAAUUAAAUCUUUUGUUGAACAAAAGAUAAAAGCCACGCAACAAGUGGAGGUUUGGGAGGAUAAAUAUUGGAACAAGAAGCAAUAGGGCGGGGUCGAGCGUUAUCUCACUUGGUGAACUCCGUUUCCACAGUUGAGGUAGAGGGUUCAAAUCCCGUUACUGGCGUAACAUCCCUUUCUCCUUGACCCCGCACCUCCCCCGAUGUAAUAAACAAAAUUUAAAAGGAAAAAAAAAAGUAACAGGGCCCUUUAAAUUUUUGCAACUUAAUUUCUUUCCUUUGCUUAUGUAUAUUGAUUGCAAUUGUAUUAGAAAUUACCUCAAUGUAUUGUUAUGUAGACCUU
Nicotiana attenuata is the source of this 2045-nucleotide messenger RNA. RefSeq names its product O-glucosyltransferase rumi-like. Bases 253 to 1791 code for a protein of 512 amino acids. The record is from RefSeq and is a predicted model, not a curated record. NCBI's taxonomy places the organism in Eukaryota, Viridiplantae, Streptophyta, Magnoliopsida, Solanales, Solanaceae. The transcript has 6 exons.